GCAACGUAUUCGAAUCAAAUCAAAGAUGGCGGAUGGACUUGACGUUUUCUGUGACACUUGUUUUGAUCACAUUUGAUAAUCAUAAUCAUGGAAAGUGAAGUUUCGUCCGAGGAAGGCACCAUUAAAAGCUCAAAAGGCUUAAGAUUGUUCUCCAAAUGUUGGAAAUUGAAAGGCACAAGACCACGUGCACUGAUAUUUGUCAGCCAUGGAGUGGGUGAGCAUUGCUCAAGAUAUGAAGAAUUUGGACAUCAGUUGGCCAAACAGGGUUUUCUUGUUGUUUCACACGAUCAUGUGGGUCAUGGUAGAAGUGAAGGGGAGAAAGUUCAGAUCUCUUCCUUUAAAAUCUAUACUGCUGAUGUAUUGAAACACAUUGACGAGGCAUCUGUGAACAAUGGAGGACUUCCUAUCUUUCUUUUUGGUCAUUCCAUGGGAGGAACUGUUGCAAUCAUGUGUGCAAUGGAAAGGCCCCACUUUUUCACUGGCAUUGUACUUAGUGCACCUGCUAUUUUGGCGAAUCCGGAGACUGCAACGCGUUUCAUGAUCUUCUUAGGAAAAAUAGUAUCGCGCGUUGCACCUUCGUAUCAAGUCGUUGGAUCUGAAAAUUCCUCUCUUCUCAGUCGAGACCCUGAGCAGGUUGAAGCGCUGAACAAUGACCCACUAGCGUGGAAGGGAGGUCUUAAAGCCAAGUGGGCAAUGGCCAUCCAUGAUGCCAUGGAACACAUCAAAGAAAAUCUCCCCAAAAUUGAGUGGCCGUUUCUAGUGCUUCAUGGAGAUGCAGAUCAACUCACGAUGGUCGAGGGCUCAAAGAUGCUAGAGCAAAAGGCGUCAAGUAAAGAUAAAACCAUAAAGAUUUAUCCAGGUUUUUACCACAAGCUUUUGAAUGAGCCAAAAGAAGAUGCAGCUCUUGUUAUGAGUGAUAUAAUUGCGUGGAUAAACCAAAGAUUGCCGUCGACAGACGCAAAAUAAUGUUCAUUAAACGACCUACGGGGGUAACGAUCUUUUUAGUGGAAAGGUCCUCCAGUUUGAUAGCCUGCUACAUGUAACAUGGCAUAAACUGUCCAUGUCAACGGUGACAUUUUUAAAUACUGUGCGCCUAGAACUAUGAGGCGUUAAGACAUUUUAUCUUCAGUUCUUAGGACAAUUGUAAAAAGUGAAAACUGCUUAAGUGCUGGAAAAUAAUUCUAUGUAGCAUAUUUUUAGGUUAUAAAAUAAGAAAAGGUUAUGCCUUUUUUUCUUGUUUAGCUGUAAUUUUGUACCCAGAUUUCAGUCUGUUUGACGCUUGGCCGUGGGAGAUCAGGGUUCCAGAAUCGUUUAGCUGGCCCUUUGUGAGCUGAAAAUCGCCGGAUACCAGUGAUAACAAAAAAUCAAUUGCAGCUAUUGUAAUCUUUUUUUUGUUUGUUUGUUUGUUUGUUUUUUUUCACCUCGUCCCUCUUCGUUUUCAAUACCCGCUUGUAAAUGGUUCUGUUUCGGUGUUUUUUUUGUAGCAUGUCGAGUCAAAAUUCACGGCUCACAAAACACAUGUAGGUUAAAUUAUGCUUCUGCCGGCUAACAAGUAUUUUUUUUUUUUUAAUUAAUCGCUGAACCUAAAUGUCGGUUAUAUUUCACUUGUAAUGUCAAUUAAACUACCAUGCAAUACUA
Messenger RNA from Orbicella faveolata, 1638 nucleotides. Its product is annotated as monoglyceride lipase-like. NCBI's taxonomy places the organism in Eukaryota, Metazoa, Cnidaria, Anthozoa, Scleractinia, Merulinidae. The record is from RefSeq and is a predicted model, not a curated record.